AUGGUAGCUCCACUCCUCCGUUCUCUCUGGUCCAACACCAGAAAGCCCUUUUCAUCACACGCCUCUUCUUAUUUCCCACGCGCCUCCCUUACCCCUCGCUUCUUCUCCGCCGCCUCUGCUGCAGCCUCUGCCUCUACAGCACCAAAUCCGUCCCUGGAUCCAAGUAGACUAAGAAACGUUGCUGUCAUAGCUCAUGUAGAUCAUGGGAAGACAACAUUAAUGGAUCGGUUGCUAAGGCAGUGUGGGGCUGAUAUACCUCAUGAGAGAGCCAUGGACUCUAUUAGCCUUGAACGUGAGAGAGGGAUCACUAUAUCCUCAAAGGUUACAUCAAUUUCAUGGAAGGAAAAUGUGCUAAACAUGGUUGAUACACCUGGACAUGCUGAUUUUGGUGGUGAGGUUGAGCGGGUUGUUGGGAUGGUUGAAGGAGCAAUUUUAGUUGUAGAUGCGGGCGAAGGUCCACUUGCACAGACAAAAUUUGUUCUUGCUAAAGCUUUGAAGUAUGGGAUACGUCCUAUUCUACUUUUGAACAAAGUAGAUCGACCUGCAGUUUCUGAGGAAAGGUGCGAUGAAGUUGAGAGCUUAGUCUUUGAUCUGUUUGCAAAUCUUGGAGCUACAGAGGAGCAGCUGGAUUUUCCUGUUCUCUACGCUUCUGCCAAAGAAGGAUGGGCAUCCUCCUCCUUCACCAAAGAUCCUCCUGCUGAUUCAAAGAAUAUGGCACAAUUGCUUGAUGCUAUCAUAAGACAUGUCCCCUCACCAAAAGCAAACCUUGAUGCGCCGUUUCAGAUGCUGGUUUCCAUGAUGGAAAAGGACUUUUAUCUUGGAAGAAUCUUAACUGGGCGUGUUUUUUCUGGCAUCAUUCAUGUUGGAGACAGACUUCAUGGACUACGUAGCACAGAUUCUGGGGUUACAAAAAUUGAAGAAGGGAAGGUUACAAAGCUAAUGAAAAAGAAGGGUACAAGCAUGGUUCUGAUUGAUAGUGCUGGAGCUGGUGAUAUAAUAUCUAUGGCUGGGAUGGCAAGUCCAUCAAUAGGCCACACAGUAGCUAAUCUAGAGGUUAUGACUGCAUUGCCAACUGUUGAGUUAGAUCCUCCAACAAUCUCUAUGACUUUUGGGGUCAAUGACUCUCCACUGGCUGGCCGAGAUGGUACCCAUCUGACUGGAGGGAAAAUUGGUGAUCGGUUAAUGGCUGAAGCUGAAACUAAUCUUGCCAUAAAUGUGCUUCCUGGCAUGGCAGAGACGUAUGAAGUUCAAGGAAGAGGAGAACUUCAACUUGGUAUCUUGAUUGAGAAUAUGAGACGUGAAGGAUUUGAACUGUCUGUCUCACCCCCUAGAGUCAUGUAUAAAACUGAGAAGAAGGAGAAGCUUGAACCUAUUGAAGAAGUAACCAUUGAAGUAAAUGAAGAGCAUGUGGGGUUAGUAAUGGAAGCUUUAUCUCAUAGACGAGCUGAGGUUCUCGAUAUGGGUCCUGUUGCUGGGCAUGUUGGAAGGACUAGAUUGUCCUUGACUUGUCCAUCAAGGGGCUUGGUUGGUUACAGGAGUGUGUUCAGCAGUGACACGCGUGGAAGUGGAUUUAUGCAUCGUGCUUUCCUGACCUAUGCAAAACACCGGGGCCCACUUGGAAAUGUUAGGAAGGGAGUCUUGGUGUCGAUGGGUUAUGGUACUAUCACAGCCUAUGCAUUAAUGAGUCUAGAACCCCGUGGAAUACUCUUCGUUAGUCCUGGGAUGGAGACAUAUGAUGGCAUGAUUGUGGGAGAACAUUCAAGGGAUUCGGAUCUUGAUGUCAACCCUGUUAGGGCCAAGGAACUUAGUAACAUGCGUGCUGCUGGCAAGGAUGAGAAUGUGAAACUCUCUCCACCUCGCUUGAUGACGCUUGAAGAAGCCAUUGGUUAUGUAGCUUCUGAUGAGCUUAUUGAGGUCACACCUAAGGCCAUCCGUUUGAGAAAAAGAUACCUGGAAGUUAACAAGCGUAAAGCCAUGAGUAAAAGGCCGAAGGAAUGA
Molecule: messenger RNA, 1998 nt
Organism: Dovyalis caffra
Lineage: Eukaryota; Viridiplantae; Streptophyta; Magnoliopsida; Malpighiales; Salicaceae
Source: the annotation of a GenBank genome assembly